AUGGUUGACCUUGGGUCUAAUAUUCCUACUAUCACUGCUUUAUCUACCCCCUGGGGCUAUACGGUUGAUAAUAUUGAUGGUGCAAAUAUUACCUCCAGUGAAGCUAUACAAGAACCUCCAGUUAUAGAAGUUGUGUCAAAGAAAAUAGUUGAGGAGACGGUGAAUGUGAAUAAGGAUGAGGAUGAUGGUGAGAAAUGUGAGAAGGAUGUUAGUGCAGAGGAUGCAGAAAAGGAGAAAGGAGAGGAUAAGGCAGAUCAAGCUCCAACAACAGUGGCAAGAGACACUGGUGCUGGUAAAGGGAAACAAGUUUCUAUUGAUUUAGAUGAUUUUGAUCAAGGACCUAUAGACUCGAGCUCCUUAUCUCCCAUUCAAGCACUAAAAUUGGAAACUCUCACUCAAGCCAAAGCCAGUGAGGACUUUCCUAAGUUCCAUUAUAGCAACAAGGAUUUAAUAUUAUUGGAAGGAGAUAUGUUGGAGAAAAUCAUGCCAUCUUUCAAACCAAGCACAUCUGAUCCCUCCAAUAAGAUCAAGGCUUCAAAAUACCCCACUGUUGAAUUAGAAGUUGGAGCUUCAAGGGCCAACCUUUCUGGCGGAGGAGGAAGUGGGGUGUCUGCGGCGAAGCUUACCUCUACCUUUUACGAUGCUAAGUGUCCGAAAGCAUUGUCGAUAAUAAAUGCAACAGUAGCACAAGCUUUGGCCAAUGAAACAAGAAUGGGCGCUUCCUUACUUCGCCUCUUUUUUCACGAUUGCUUUGUUAAAGGCUGUGAUGGGUCCGUACUGUUGGAUGAUACAGCGAAUUUCACAGGAGAGAAAGGUGCAGCACCAAACUUCAAUUCGCUCAGAGGUUUCGAUGUCAUUGAUAACAUUAAGUCGCAAAUUGAGAGUGCGUGCAGCGGCGUGGUUUCUUGCGCUGAUAUUGUGGCAGUAGCCGCUCGCGAUUCUGUUGUACAGUUGGGAGGUCGAACAUGGCAAGUGCUGCUGGGAAGGCGAGAUGCGACGACUGCAAGCAUAAACGCUGCAAACAGGAACCUUCCAGGCCCUAGUUCCAGCCUCCGCAAUCUUAUCUCAGCAUUUAAGGCCCAAGGAAUGAAUGCCACCGAUAUGGUUACACUUUCUGGUGCCCAUACAAUCGGUCAAUCCCGUUGCAUUUUCUAUAGAUUUCGUAUCUACAGCGAAACCAACAUAGACCAGAAUUUUGCAACUUCUCUUCAAGCAAAUUGUUCCAGCAAUAGUGGUCCUACUGACAACAAUCUCGCGUUCUUAGAUGUCAAAACUCCCACUCUAUUCGAUAAUAGCUACUACCAAGAUCUGAGAAAUUUUGAGGGUCUUUUCCACUCUGACCAGGAAUUAUUUAAUAAUGGCUCAGCGGAUGCUCAAGUUACUAAAUACAGUGCUGAUCAAAAUACCUUCUUCAAUGAUUUCGCAGCUGCAAUGAUUAAAUUGGGUAAUAUCAAACCUCUCACCGGAAAGAAGGGGGAGAUUAGAAAGAACUGUAGACUUAUCAACUGA
Molecule: messenger RNA, 1509 nt
Organism: Cryptomeria japonica (Japanese cedar)
Lineage: Eukaryota; Viridiplantae; Streptophyta; Pinopsida; Cupressales; Cupressaceae
Product: peroxidase P7-like
Exons: 7
Coding region: 1-1509 (502 amino acids)
Biological process (GO): hydrogen peroxide catabolic process; response to oxidative stress
Molecular function (GO): heme binding; peroxidase activity
Source: RefSeq, a predicted model, not a curated record